Saccharomycodes ludwigii is the source of this 324-nucleotide messenger RNA. RefSeq names its product Ecm15p (gene ECM15). NCBI's taxonomy places the organism in Eukaryota, Fungi, Ascomycota, Saccharomycetes, Saccharomycodales, Saccharomycodaceae. Bases 1 to 324 code for a protein of 107 amino acids. The transcript is spliced from 2 exons. The record is from RefSeq and is a predicted model, not a curated record. Gene Ontology annotation, cellular component: cytosol.
AUGGCUAAGAUUAAUUGUUUGGCAGAUGUUUGCAUGGUACCAGUUGGUACUGGAAGUGCAUCUAUUUCAGACUAUGUUGCUAAAAUAGAAGCAAAGAUACGUGAAAGUCCUUUGAAAAGUACUUUGCACAGUGCUGGGACCACGAUUGAGGGACCAUGGGAUGAAGUCAUGGGUCUAAUUGGUGAAUUACAUGAAUAUGCGCAUGGCAGCUUGGGAUUAGUUAGGAUUCACACUGAUAUUAGAGUUGGUACAAGAACCGACAAAGCUCAGACUGCGCAAGAUAAAGUUAAUGUUGUUUUAAAGAAAAUCGCAGAUCCUAAAUAA